AUGGGCUGGACACUGCCCUCCCUAACGUCCACACCCAGCGUCCCCGUCCCCAAUCCGCAUCCCUCCGCAUCCUCCGAAAUCGACUCCAUAAUCUCCGUAAUAAAGGGCUUCGUGUCAGCCCUAAACGCGAAGAACAGCACCGAGUUCGAAAAGUACUGCGUCCGCGCCGGCGGAAUGUCCCUCGGCCCCCCGGCGCCCACAACACCGCGCUUCUGCACGAUCGGCGCCUUCGUCGAGCACAUUGCCAAGCUGGACGACGAGAUCGAGGAGCGGAUCUGGGACCCCGAGGUCAAGGUCUAUGGGGAUGGGAAUCUGGCGGCGGUUUGGGCGCCGUUUCGCGCGAAGGUCAAUGGUGUCGUGAACCAUGUUGGGGUUGAGCUUUUUGUUCUCCAUAAGCUUAAUGGGAGAUGGAAGGUUACUGGGUUGGCGGAUUCGUGUAGAAGGCCGACGGAGGAGGAGAAGAUCUUGUUGUUUUAG
This is a messenger RNA of Aspergillus mulundensis, 477 nucleotides long. RefSeq lists its product as uncharacterized. Lineage: Eukaryota; Fungi; Ascomycota; Eurotiomycetes; Eurotiales; Aspergillaceae. The record is from RefSeq and is a predicted model, not a curated record. Bases 1 to 477 code for a protein of 158 amino acids. The transcript has a single exon.